Molecule: messenger RNA, 852 nt
Organism: Strongylus vulgaris
Lineage: Eukaryota; Metazoa; Nematoda; Chromadorea; Rhabditida; Strongylidae
Source: the annotation of a GenBank genome assembly
AUGUUUGGACAUGCAGUAGGCGGAGCAGCUGGUGCCGUUGGAAGAAUAACCGGAACUGUUGGAAAAGGAGUGGCUGCACUCACGUUUGACACAGAAUAUCAAAGAAAGCGACAGGAAGAUCUCAAUAGACGACCACAAACGUUUGGCGAAGGAAUGGCAAGAGGAGUCAAAGGCCUUGGAAUGGGAGUUGUUGAAGGCAUCACAGGUGUGGUCACGAAACCCAUUGAAGGCGCCAAACAAGAAGGUGGUCUGGGCUUUAUGAAGGGCGUUGGAAAGGGGCUGAUUGGUGUGGUUACGCGACCAGUUUCUGGUGUAGUCGACUUUGCCAGCAGUACUAUGCACUCAGUACGCACUGUAGCCGGAGCCGGGAAGGAAGCUGGAGCGUUAAGACCACCGCGAGUUAUACGACCAGACCAUAUCAUAAGACCCUAUAGCCAACAUGAGGCUCUAGGAUUUAAAGUCUUUAAUGAUACUGAUCGUGGCGAGUUAGCCGAAACAGAUGAAUUUAUAACGUAUGCCCCCAUAACCGACAGGAUCGUUCUUCUGGUUACAAAUGCACAAUUGGUGCUAUCAAAGCGCACAGACGUGAUGGGUACAUGGUCUACCGAUUGGAAAACUGACUACGACAAGAUCAAAGAACCUGUGUUUGUGGAAAACGGAAUCAAGAUUAUCCUGAAGGUAAUUAUCCGUUUUCAGGAGAAGAAGCGUGGCUUUUUGGGCAUUGGUUCAACAGAAGGGAAGAUUAUAACGUUUGACAAUGCUGAAGUGAGUUACAUAAGAAACAUUUCGUAUACUGCGAUCCAACAAAAAGUGCUGGCAGCAUACAAAGCGGCUACUCAACUUCCUGGCUAA